CAUACUAAUAUUGCUGUUGACUUGCUGAAGAAGGCACAUUUCCAUCACUGUAAGGGAAAUGGAUGUGGAGAAGGGUAAAAAUCGGUCCGGGGGCCUGAGCACCCUGGAAAAAUGUCUGAUAUUUCUGUUUGUUUGCAUGACAGUUGUUAGCAUUUGCCUCAUAACUCUCUACUUUGCUGAGAAGUCUGACUCGUCUGCUCAUUCAGAAGGGCCUCUCUCAGGGUGUGGAGGUCCUCAGCAGAUGAGCGGUGAUUCGGGGACCUUUACCAGCUGGAACUAUCCCAGCAGCUAUGACAAUGGCAAAAGCUGCACGUGGAGCAUCACUGUAGAUCCUGACAAGGUGAUUCAUCUGUGGUUUGAGGAGUUUGCUUUGGAGGAGAAACAGCUCUGCACAGGAGAUCUGGUCACACUGCGAGACUCACUGGGAACUAUUGGGAAGUACUGUGGCUACACUAAACCCAAACCUGUGGUGACCCUUUCAAACCACCUGAUGGUCUACUUUGACACCAACGAAAGGAAAACAGACCAAGGAUUUAAAGCACAUUACAAAGCUGUCGCUCCAGAGGCUGCAUCACAAAUAGCUGGUGCUGGCGGUUUCCUCCAAGGUGAUCAGGGGGAUCUGAUGACUGCAGGUUUCCCAGAACAAACCUAUCCAAACGGAGCACUCUACCAGUGGAGGAUUACAGUGCCUGAAGGUGAGCGGGUCCGACUGACUUUUACCAGCUUUGACCUGGUCCCUGAUAUCUGUGGAGACUUUGUUCAGAUUUAUGAUGGCCAUGAGGCUGGCUCUACUUUGCUCGGAACAUUUUGUGGAGGCAGUAAGCCAAAGGCAGUGGAGUCCAGCCACAACACCAUGGUGGUGCGCUUUAAAUCUGAUGGCAGCCUGACUUCUAAAGGGUUCCAAGCAACUUACACAAAGUCCAGCCUUCCUCCUGUUGUCAUUCCAACCACAGCCCCGACCACCACCAGCACACAGACCACCCAACCUCCAACAACCUCUGGUAGCGGAGGUCCUGUAAUCAUCGAAGGACGGAAAGGAACGAUCCAGUCCACGGGUUUUCCAAAUUCAUACCCUGCUCAUUCCAAUAAUUCCUGGAGAAUUUCCGUGUCCAAAGAGUUCCUGGUUAAACUGCAGAUCACUGACCUGGCGAUAACAGGAGAGACCGGACAGUGCAAAGAGGACAAGCUGAUCAUCUCAGACGACUACAGCAUUCUGGGUACACACUGUGGCUUCAUCCUCCCUCCACCAGUGGUCAGCGCCCGUAACACCAUCUCUGUUACCUUCCAGUCCGACAGUCGGCUCACAGACCGAGGAUUCUCUGCAGAGUGGGAGGCGGUGUAUCCUGAGGAUAUAGCAGAGAUCCUGGGAUGUGGCUUUACUUCUAAAGAGGAAACUGGUGUAAUUAAGUCCCAGAACUGGCCAAAGAACUACAAGGCUAACACGGAGUGCAUGUGGACCAUCACUGUGCCACUGGGGGAAAAAAUCACGCUGACGUUCACUCAUUUUGACCUGGAACCCAAAGAUCUUCUCUCCUCUAAAUGCUACGACAACGUGAUGCUGUAUGACCUCAGUGGUUUGACUAAUGCACUUAACCAAAAACAUGGACCUUUAUGUGGAACAACUUUGCCCAGCACCAUUCAGACGAAAGGCAACAAGCUUCUGAUCCGUUUCCAUGCAGACAUAUUAACUGAGGCUAAAGGUUUUAGAGCUUACUGGACUACAAAUCCCAGCUUGCCGGCACCCACUGAGCCACCUGCUGAGCCGAACCCCUGGGACAGCAUCACCAUAGACUGGCCUGAAACAUGUGGGAAACCAGCCAUCCCUCCUGCUGUCGCGUCACGCAUCGUGAAUGGAGAAGAAGCCGUUGCACACUCCUGGCCUUGGCAGGUCUCCAUGCAGGUCUGGCCUUCCAGUCAGUCUGAACCUUCAUUUUUUCACACCUGUGGUGGGACUCUCAUUCAUAAAAACUGGGUGCUAACAGCAGCACACUGCUUCAUUAGGUAUGCAGAUGAGCUGCAUCGCUGGCGUAUGUGCCUCGGGAAACACAACCUGACCACCACAGAGGUGACCGAACGCUGCAUCAACAUCUCUGGCAUUCAUCGCCAUGAGGCCUUCCAGUACCCCACACUGCCCACUGUGGAGUUUGACAUUGCUCUGGUGAGGCUGGCUGAAGAUGCUGUCGCCUCAGAUGAGAUUUCCUUCGCCUGCCUUCCCUCUGAGGAGGAGACCCUUCCUGCAGGAAAGAAGUGCUACGCUACAGGCUGGGGGGACGAAACAGGAGAUUCAGUAAAUCCGAAAGCUUCUGAGACCCUCAACCAGGUGGCCCUACCUGUUGUCCCUUAUGACACCUGCAAACGGAUGGAUUACUGGUGGUUCCAGGUGAAGACCUCCAUGAUCUGCUGUGGGUACACACUGCCUGAUGAGCUGAAGUCUGUCUGUCAGGGAGACUCAGGUGGUCCACUAGUUUGCCAGGACACCCCUGGUGGUUCCUGGGAGAUUCACGGUAUAACCAGCUUCGGUCCCAUUGGAUGCAUAAUGGACAAAAAGCCCUCUGUGUUCACCCGUGCCUCAGCCUACCUUCCUUGGAUCUCAAAUGUCAUUCGCAGGGACAUCUACAUUGAGCACACAUCAGGUUGUGGAGGACCAAAGGAUCUGUCUGGUACAGGCGGCACCAUAACCUCCAUGAAUUAUCCCAACACCUACAGCAAUAACGCCCGCUGCGAGUGGAACAUUGAGGUGCCUGUAGGGAAACUUGUGCACCUCCACUUCGGCGGUUUCUCCCUGGAGGACAGCCAACUGUGCUUGAAUGACAAAGUCAAACUCACAGACAACGUAGGAAGUCUGGGCACCUUGUGCAGCCCUGUUCCACCUCAAGAUCUGGUGACUGAUGGAAAUAGGCUUCACAUCAGCUUCUCUUCUAAUGACAAGGUGGUGGACACAGGCUUUACUGUGAGCUGGACGGGGGUGGACCCUUCAAAAGCUCCAUGUGGAGGACAUUUUAGCAGCAAGCAGGGUGAAAUAACCUCUCCAAACUGGCCUGGUGACUACCUCGCACAGAGUGUGUGCACAUGGCGAAUCAGUGUCCCUUCAGCUGAGAAGAUCCAUGUAGUCUUUACUGACUUUGAGCUGCAAGCCAUGAACCUUUUGGGAAACUGUGUGGAUUACGUAGAGAUAUUCAACGGAGAAACAAUGGCCUCGCUUGGUCGGUUCUGUGGCUUCGCUCCACCACCCACCAUCACCGUCCCUGUCAACAUGGUGGUUAUUCGCUUUCUGAGUAAUGAAGCUAAUCAGCAGAAAGGUUUUCGUGGUUACUGGACCACUGAUGCUAGUGUGUUUCCAACGUUACCUCCUCCUUCUCCAAACCCAUGGGACAACAUCACCAUCAACUGGCCAGAAGAUUGUGGAAAUCCAGCAGUGGAGCCAGAAACAGCCACUCCUCGGGUUGUUAACGGGGAGGAGGCAAAACCCCACUCCUGGCCUUGGCAAGUCUCCAUGCAGGCUUCACCCUUCCCUCCAUUUCUUUACAUGCACGGCUGUGGGGGCUCUCUGAUUCAUGAAGAGUGGGUUCUUACAGCUGCUCACUGUUUUAUGUUCCCCCUGAACACAACAUCCUUCUGGCGUAUGUGUUUGGGAAAACACCACAUGAACUCCUCCAUGGAUGUUCCCUCGGCAGAGAAGUGCUACAAGGUGGACAGAAUAAUCAGACAUGAGGGCUUUGUGUAUGAGCAGGAUAGCACAGACAUCAGCAAUGACAUCGCCUUGGUGCAUUUGACCGAGCCUGUAAAUAUGACGAAGGAGAUCAGCCCCAUCUGUCUGCCGAAAGCCGGGGCUGUGAUGCCAGCGGGGACUAAGUGCUUCGUUACAGGAUGGGGAGACGAGAAAGGUAACCUGUUUCCUGUUGUGGCUAAAAAGCUGAACCAGGCAGCCCUUCCUGUUAUUGACUUCCAGACCUGCAGCAAACCUGAAUACUGGUUGGACUCGGUCAGACCCUCCAUGAUCUGCGCUGGCUACGAGUCCCCGGAUGAGCUCAAAUCAGCCUGCCAGGGAGACUCAGGCGGUCCAUUUUCCUGCUCAGUCACUGGGACCUGGGAGGUGCACGGCGUGGUCAGCUUUGGUCCUCAAGGCUGCAUCAGAGACAAAAAACCCUCAGUGUUCACACGAGUGUCUGCCUUCAAUGACUGGAUCCACGACAACAUCAGGAAGUUUGCAUAUGAAAACCAAAAGGCGAUAUAAAAGAUCAGGAUUUAAUGCUUUUAGAUUUAUUUUUUAAGAUUAUGGCAUUUUAAUCUGGAUGUUUUAAUGGGAUUGAAAACUCCCCAAUUAGGUAAUAAUAAAACUAUCAGUAUUAUGGUCUGUAAUGUCUUGGUCAACAAGUUAUCAAAGUAUUUAAUUUAAUAGAAAAACAUUAGGUUGAACAUCUCUGCCAAUAUGAGUAUAUAUUUGUUUUUCCUCUUUCUCUUCAGUUGUGAUGCUCAAAAUUGUCCUAGCUUUUGAUUUACAUUGAAAACACAGCACAUCACUCCAGGGGUCAAGAGAAAAUGGUCAGAACCAGUCAGAUAACUACGAAUGUGACAAAAAAACAUCUUUUUAAAAAUAAAAGCUCUAAAUCAGCCAAAUUUUCAAGUUUCAAAGAUAUAUUGCACUCAUCUGUGACAUAAUAAAAAGCUUAAUUCAAACAUUGCUCUGUUCCACCUACAAUCUUGACUGAUAUGGUUACAGGAAAGUGCUGUUGCAUCAUGGGUAAAGCUGGCUCAGGUGUAAACUCCCACCUCCUGUGCUGUGAUUGGUCCAAUGUGUUUUAGACCUGCUCUGACCCUUAACAGCUUUCAGUCAGUCAGUCUGGCCAGGCUAGGAAAAGUCAAUGUAUGUAGAAGAACCUUUUAAUUAAAACAUGGAUCCCAUGAUUGACGUGUUCAAGUAAAACCAGUGGAUCAAAUCCAGCAAACACCAGUUUCCUUCUGUUAGAUUUAUCAUGAGGCUGGAAACUUACCUGAUAAACAUGAGACUUAAGAACUACUGAGUGAUCAAUGAACUAAAAAGUGAGUUAUUGGCCGCUAUGGUGAUUAGAGACAGGGCUGAGAAAAAGAGGCAAACAAGAACUUAAACCUCAAGCAAACUUCAUGAGUGGAUGAACCGUCUGCAUUGCAACAGAUAUGAAAAGUUAAAGGGAACAUCUGGUUCUGAAUCACAGAACUAAGACAUAAUACUGUGGUUUGGGGUUUGGGAGUGCAAACUCAGACCUCCACAAUGUUUAGUAGUAGACCAUCAGGGGUACACUGGGUUUCAGCAAAUGAAUACAUCUGGGUGUUUGAUUUGGGCGUAAGGAAUUCCACCUGUUGGUGCAGAACUGGGAUCUGAAUAUUUCAUUGGUCAGAAUUUAGAAAAUGUGGGUGAUGUUUCCACUGGCGGGCUAACAAGCACCAAACAGAGCUGGGUUUGUUCAACCCUCCUCACACAUUCUGGCUGUAACUAACACUAAUAGAUGAUGGUGGUGGAAAGGAGACCGUCCACCUCAAAGGUCUGCAUCAAAUGGAAAAAAUAUCAGUGGAAAUAUGUUUUGUAUCAAUGAGCUUCCUUUAAAGUGUGUAGUUUGAGAUGUCUGUGUGUUUUCCUGUCAUUAACAACUUGCUGAAUAAAAUCAUUCCAAAUCUAAAA
Cyprinodon tularosa is the source of this 5656-nucleotide messenger RNA. RefSeq lists its product as uncharacterized. The record is from RefSeq and is a predicted model, not a curated record. Lineage: Eukaryota; Metazoa; Chordata; Actinopteri; Cyprinodontiformes; Cyprinodontidae. The transcript has 25 exons. The coding region runs from base 59 to 4234 and encodes 1391 amino acids. Gene Ontology annotation, biological process: proteolysis. Gene Ontology annotation, molecular function: serine-type endopeptidase activity.